Molecule: messenger RNA, 874 nt
Organism: Pneumocystis murina B123
Lineage: Eukaryota; Fungi; Ascomycota; Pneumocystomycetes; Pneumocystales; Pneumocystaceae
Exons: 4
Coding region: 269-874 (201 amino acids)
Biological process (GO): replication fork processing; DNA damage response; replication fork arrest
Cellular component (GO): nucleus; replication fork protection complex
Molecular function (GO): DNA binding
Source: RefSeq, a predicted model, not a curated record
CCCAAUCGAAGCGCUGGUGCUAAACCCGCCUUGUUCAAUGACGGAGAUAAUUUCUCUUAACCAACAUGCUAAUUGGAAAUCCUGCUACUCCCAUUAUGAAAACUAUGUAAUCUGAUGGUCUUGCAUAGCGAAUAACACGGAAAAAAUGAGGAUCUGUAUCAAUAACCUAAUAGACUAUUGGUAUAAGUGUUUCUAAGUGGUUUUUAUACCGGGAAUUCUGUAUGAAGCUUCUUUGCUGAUACCAUAAAUAUUGUCCGUGGUCGAGAUAAUGUUCGACAAUAAAAUGGAGACUGAUUUAUUUAAAAUAGAUGAAAAAGAUGUACAUAUUAUUUCAAGGAAAAGGAACUAUGAUGAAGGUGCUCCUGUUGAAGAAAGAGAUUUUUCUAAAGAGGACAAAUUAAAUCCUAUGAAAAGAAUGAAUGACAUUUUAGAUGAUUCUGGAGUACUUUCAGAUGCUAGUUUUUCAGAUCUUGGGGUUGAUGAAGCAGUGUUUGUUCGUACACGGCGACCUGUAGCGAAAUUGGACGAUGAGAAAUUAUUGUCUCCUAAAGGUCUUGUAUGGAUUUUUCAUAAUGCACCGCAGAAAAUCUGUUGGAAGGGAAGGGGUCAUGAAUUUUAUGAUUUAAGACGUCUUUUAUUAUUUUAUCAGGUUUGGGCACAUGAAUUGUUUCCAAAAGCUAGAUUCCGUGAGAUACUUCGAAUGAUUCAGAAACAUGGCCAUUCAAAGCGAAUUAGAGUGGCUCGUUUACAAUGGAUUCGUAUGAACCGUGAGGAAUUGGUUCGUUCUGAGGAUGCUUCUGAGAUUAGAAGAGAUGAAUUGGAAAUAAAUGAGCAUAUGUUUGAUAAAAAGGUUAAAGAAAUAGAAGAUAUCUAG